CUGGGCAUCAAAGAAGGGAGUCAGAUUGUCUUUCAAUAGUCAUCAUCCAAAGAAAUUUACACCAUUAUGGUUCAAAUGGAACGCAGAGGUAAUUAUUUUAACAGGACACAGACCUACCACUUAUUUAAGAGGUGCCAAGGUUGAUGAGGUACUACACCAUCACCAUUGGCAAGACUAUGAGUUCUCAUAAUCAGUUUAUGAGACAACUUGGAGGAGGCUUCACUGAAGUGUUGUCACCAGCGCAGAGCGAUAUCAUCAUGGCUUUCUGUCCCAUCGUCUCUCGUGCUGGUACUGAUAUUGAGGCAGCACUGCCGCAGAUUCCAGAGGGUAAAGAUGUCAUUCUGGUAGUUCUGCAUCACUAUUUUAACCCAGAGUGCACUGUACCUGACAGCAGCAGACUAGUGACCAGAAGUGAUGUAAUACUCACAGUGGACUGUCUGUUCCAUGAGAGUAAGGGAGGACUACUGAACUGUCCUCGCAACAAAGCAGCAGUUGGUAAAAUUCGGAACCGGCUGAACAUGAAGCCAAAGGUGAUAGAUGCCAUCGUGGACAUCCCUGAUCACAGAAACAGGCCAUUUAUAGAGAUCCAUUUUUUUGUCAUUUGUAAGCUCUCUGUCGCAGCACACAUUUAUUGGAGAUGGUGUGUUCCAGUGUCCUUGAUUGCAUCUGGGCAGACAGGCGUUGUUGCCAGAGAUCACCAUUUGCAUGUGUUGUUGGGCUCAUUAUGUUUAUUGUUCUUUUGUGUUUGGUGGUAUCUUUGAUUGUUUCUUUCAGGAAACAAUGAAGUUUAUCAUAAUAACCUAAUGGAAAUAGAGCAAGUAGGUCUAAACAUCAACAGAGGAAUAAACUGUAGAAAUUACACAGACAACACAGAUAAACUGAUUUAAAUAUACAUUAAAAAUAAUGAAUAAAGCCUAAUAAAGCACCUACUCUACAUACCUCUAUCUAUCUAUCAGGAUGGUAUAUUAGUUUAAGAUGGCAUGAUGCUCAUGUAAUAUUGUAGGACUACUCUGAUAGUAUAUUCUGUGUUGCACUUUGUUCUGCUUUGACUGCCCUUCUUUUAGAUAUUAAAGUCAUGAAAUUUCA
This is a messenger RNA of Oncorhynchus gorbuscha (pink salmon), 1086 nucleotides long. RefSeq lists its product as uncharacterized. The coding region runs from base 144 to 761 and encodes 205 amino acids. Lineage: Eukaryota; Metazoa; Chordata; Actinopteri; Salmoniformes; Salmonidae. The record is from RefSeq and is a predicted model, not a curated record. The transcript has 8 exons.